Molecule: messenger RNA, 6918 nt
Organism: Dunckerocampus dactyliophorus (ringed pipefish)
Lineage: Eukaryota; Metazoa; Chordata; Actinopteri; Syngnathiformes; Syngnathidae
Product: putative nuclease HARBI1
Exons: 2
Coding region: 127-1212 (361 amino acids)
Source: RefSeq, a predicted model, not a curated record
GUAAUACACGAUGACGGAAGUAAAUAAUGCUCGCUUCCGGUGCUUGUCACAGUCUGUACUUGAACGCGGGUUGUAGAUGGUUUUGUUAUUUUGAAAUCAGUUUAAAGUCACUGUAGCGGCUAACAAAUGUCCGACGCCCUGCCAGUUUGGUUCGCAGUCCAGGCGGAGCUCCUGGGACAUGAAGAGGAGAUGGACUCCCAGUCCAGGAGCUGUUUUGCUUGCUACGACGACGACACUUUGUUCGAAAUGUUCCACCUAACGCGACCUUGCGUCGAGUUCAUCGCAGACAUCAUCCGUGUUCGCAUGAAGAAAUACAUGCUCUCGACGUUAACCGUAGAUACCAUGAUAAUGGUGACGCUCAAUUAUUACGCCCACGGCUCCACCACCAUUACCCUUGUGAAGCGUUUCAACCUGAAGACAGACUGCCAGAGCAUCGUGUGCACGGUCUCCGAGGUGGUGGCCAGUAUGUCCGAUCAGUUCAUCUCGUUCCCGCAGACCCGAAAGGCGAAAGUGGACAUCGCACACAUGGUGGAGGAGUUCUGCGGAAUUCCAGACGUGCUGGGCGUCCUGGCCCCGACUCACUUCAAGAUCCGAUCCUCAACUUAUGACAAGAACACGUUGGCGUUCACACGCCAACAAUUCGUCAACACACUUGGUUACAAAUCGGUGGUCAGCCAGAUUAUUUGUGACUUGGAUGGCAACAUCCUGAGUGUGGAGAAGUGUUGUGUGGGCAGCACUUGCGAGCAGGACUUGUGGCGCACGUCGUUUAGAGGGCGAGAGAUCGAGGAAGAACUGUAUGGACAAUACUGGGUUAUAGGAGGUGAAGGCUAUCACUUAAGCAAACGACUCCUGACUCCCGUGUCCGAUCCCAAAGGCAUUGCUCAGGUUCGCUUCAACGAAGCACAUGCCAAGAUUCACAACGUGACGCAGACAACACUGCGCUCCCUCAAGUGGCGCUUCAGGUGCUUGACUCAGCUCAGCUUUGCGCUAGACAAGUUGACCAACGUGGUGAAGGCUUGCUGUGUCUUGCACAACAUUGCCAAGAAGUUCUCUGUGCCCCUGCCGCCCGGGGACGACAAAUUUGAAGACCGUCAGCCGAGCAACCCUUGCCUGGGUUCGGCGGCAGUGCUUUGCCCCGACGGCUUGAGGGCUCGACAGGAACUCAUCGAUUCUAGCUUUAAUGCUCCACCCAGUCAAGAGGAACCAGAAUGACGCCGUCAGGUGGGAGGACAAUGUUUUAUUUUCACACAGGAAGGAGGAAGUUUCUACACUAUCAUGACACCAAAAGGACACACUUAGCAGACAUUCUAUUAGGUACACCUAUAAUCUAAUAAGAUCCAUUCCAAAAGUUGUAGCACAAAUUCUUCCCAAUAUUCAUUUAAAGCUCCUUGUUUUUCAACAAUUUUCAAUAAGCAGAAAGUGCUUUUUGUAAUCCCUACUGGGAACUGCUGCGUUUGUCCACACCUGUCUUUGACAGAGUGGCUCCAAAAAGCGCUAUUGUGUACUCUGUCCACUUUUCACAUAUACUACUGUAACUGCACUUCUCCAAUGUAUUAGAUGUCACAUGUCACAUACAACAACAUAUCAAUGAGUGUGACAGGAGGACACAAACAUUAGCAACACUAGCACAGCUACUGUAUGUGAGCUACAGUGCCAACAUUACACUCACAUUUUAACAGCAACAUUAUGCUUUGCUGAAGUAAAACAAAUUGAUCAAACUUACAGCUCCCGCAUCUGUAGCUGACUGACAAAUUGGUGGCACAGCUCCAGUUUUAAUUUUACGAUGUGUAGCAAAGCCUGUUUCCUUUCCUUUACACAAAGCUGUCCUUGAUGUAAAUUUUACAUAAGGGACUUUCAACCAUGUUUGUCAUGUGGAGCUGUACUGUACAGUGUAGGUCAGGGGUCUUCAAUUAAAAAUCAGUAAGGUUUGUUUAUGCAAUUUUUUUCAGAUUGAAGGUCCGAACCUUAUUUUGCCUUAAAUUGCAUCCAACAGACUAGCUCAUAUGAAUAUCAAAUGUAAUGAAACCCUGCACAUCAUCCUACAACCAGUUCUUUUCAAAUAGUGGGGCUGUCAUGGGGGGCGUGAGAGUUAGGGAGGACUUUCAAUAUUAGUGCAGACCUGCCAACAUGUAUGAAUUUGUCGUACUCAAGAUGCAAUUUGAAUAUACUUGUAUGCUUCACUGCUUUCUAUUUUGUUGCAUUUUGCUGGUUUCAGUUUUGAGUUCAGUCUGUACAGUACAGAUAAAUAAAUAGAUGUCAGUUUCUCAAUCGUAUUUCAAAUCGGGGAAGUGCAAAAAUAUUUCUGUCCCCAGUGGGGGCAGGACAGAAAAUAAUUGAGAACCACUGCCCACUGCUAUAACACACUUAUUUUGGCGCCUAAAUUGCAUUUAAAAGAAAACCAGACCAAAUUUCACAUAAAUAAUAAAAGGCUUGAGUGUACAAACAAUGAAUGAACACACAAGGCUUAUUUAAGUUACAUAAAACUGCACUCUGGAAAAAAAGAAGUCUUUGUCAGGCAGGCAUUGUGGACUGCAGUGUUGUCCUGUUGAAAAGCCCUGUCAUUACCACACAAACGAGGGGCUUCAGUCAUGAGGGAUGUCCAUUGCAACCUUGCCACAUCACCAGCUGCCGUUUGACGCCCCUACACAACUUGAAGCGCUUUUGUUCCAUUGAAGGAAAAAGCACCCCAGAUCAUGAUGGCACCCCUCCACUGUGCUGUGUGGAAAAUAUCUCAGGUGGGCUCUCCCUGUCAUGCCAGUAACAUUGGAAACCAUCAGGACCGCCAAGGUUCAAUUUUUUCUCAUCAGAGAAUAAAACUUUCUUCCACAUUUCAAAGUCCCAUGUUUGGUACUCUCGUUUCCAAACACGUAAUUUUGUGGGCCAAGGAUCGUCCCAUGUCUUGACAGACAGCCAAUAGGAUCCUCCGGCUCAGGGCUGGUGACAGGUUUUUGGGUUUACCACUUCACUUGUUCCAUAACACACAGGAUCUUUUAAGAAGGUUAUCAUGACUGUCUUACUGUGUCCAACUUCAGCAGUGCUAGUGCGCUGCGAGAGGCCUUGCUUAUGCAGUUCAACAAUCCUACUGCAUUCAAAGAGUGAAAGCUUUUUUGCCUUUGCCAUCAAGUGAUUAUGACAGUGUAAAUACCUGACAGAAAAUAACAUUAAAUCCACAUUUUUGCUAAAAUGUUGGAUUUUGAAGGCUGUGGUCUUAACUUUUGAUCAGCUGAUGAACAGCCUAUUUCACUUUAUUGCUUGUUUGCAAUAAGUUUCUUCCUCAAUUAUUUUUGUCUCACUUAUACAUAGUAAGGUAAAAUGUUGUGUUCUGUCUCCAGAGAUAUUCCUCUUGCGAAGUUUGCUGCACAUUUUUCCAAUUUAUGUGUGGAUAAGAACAGGGUUUUCAGGGGUCUCACUACGAUUUCUACUUAGAACCUACUUAAGAUCCAACAGUGCAAAAUGUAAAUUCUUGCAAAUUUUCAACUGGUCUUAAAAUUUUGAUCAGUGUGUAUUCCAUUUUAGUGCAGAUCAAGAUAAAAGUGCAUGUUUUUUGUUAACAUAGUACAUUUUCUGGACUUCUUUUGCCAUUGUCCGUCAUUUUGUCGAACUCUCUCAGUGCUGUGGCAUUCACAUAUAUCAUGUCAGCGUUCUCGUAUGUGUUUUCAUCAGUCUCACCUUGAGACUUCAGAUAGUCCAAGAUGGACUGAUGUAGGAAAACAUACUGGGACUGCAAAGAAACCAGAAGUCAAUUAGAAAUGUAGAACAUGCUAGCAUGUAAGUUUCCUACACAGUCUAACUACUAAAAGAGUAGCUAAAGUGUGUGUGUGUGUGUGUGUGUGUGUGUGUGGGUUACCUCUGUCUGGACCAUGUGUGGCCGCCGCAGUCUCAUUUUGUGAACAAAAGCGUUGAUGCCCACUUUUUUGUCUCUGUGCAUCUGCUGAAGCAGAACAUCUAAGGCUAUAAUGGUGCCGGUUCUACCCACUCCAGCACUACAAGACAGGACAUGAUCAUCAAUUCAGUGUGUCCUAUAGUAUUAUUACCACAGGCAUAUUUCCCUUUUGAAGCAUCAUACCUGCAGUGAACCACUGUGGGAGCCUUGGUCCUUUGUGCUUCUAUGUGCUGCCUAAUAAGCCCUCCGAACUGGAUCAGGACAUCUGUACCCUGAGGGACUCCGUGAUCAGGCCAGGUAGUAAAGUGGAAGUGUUUCACCAUCCUCUCUGCUGAGCUGUUCCUCUGGAAACACCACAGGUCAGCAAGUUCUGAGCGAAAAAGUGUACAUCAUUGAAAAUAUUGUGAUGCAUUGUAAUAAGUGAAGAACAGUAUCCAUGGUAACACCACAACUACUUUAGUGAAAUUUUGUUGGACCAGCCUACAACAGUGCUAACAUUACUGUUCAAGUUGAGAGACAGACAGGUUCUAUGAGCACUGAGCACACAUUUUCAUGAAAUGGCUAUCUAAACCUUUUAGUUCUUUUGUUACUUUCACAUCAACAUUGAGAUGGUAAUUGGCAUACAUGUUUCACAUGGAAUUCCCUUAAUGUCCAGUUGGGCUCUUGCUGUUCCGAUGCGAGGGUGAUGGUCAGCUCUCCGUGAAGGCAACUCUUGCCUUGUGCAGGCCAGUAAUGUUCACAUUUAGUCUAGAAAAAUCAUGUAUUUAUUCAAUACAGUUGUAGCUGACGUGGUACUAAAUGGCUUAAUUUGUGGCUUAAUGCAGGGGUGUCCAAACUGUUUCCACAGAGGGCCGCGUACAGAAAACUUUAGGAUAUGGGGGCCACCUUGAUACAGUUUGUGAAUUAAACAUGGUAAAAUCAAUCCAAUGUAAGUCACUGUUAUGAACAAAACAUCCACAUCUUAGCUGUGUAUUGGUGACAAAGCAAAUAGUAAUAGUAGUAUCUAAUGAUAGUAAUAUCUAAUAAUAGUAAUAUAUAAUAUUAUCUUGGUGAUAAUUUCUCUAAUUGUCAGACCAAAAAUGGCCCCCAGGCCACACUUUGGACACUCCUGGUUUAAUGUAUGAAUCUGUGGCAAAAACGUACCCUUAUUCCUUCAAUGCAGUUGGUUACCAUGACGAUAGCGCUCACCCUCUGCUCCCAGAUCAUUCUCCAGAAAUCAGUGACUGUGGAGGGCAGAGGCCCCUGAGUGGCGAUGUACUCUCGGCUACUGCUGUAACCCUGUGAAGGUAAUCUACCGUGAUCAUGUGCAUACAGAUUAUAGCCUAUGGCAGUGAUUCUCAAUUUGUUUUAAAAAUAUGUUAAUGAGCAUUUGAAGUUGGGCUUUUGGAUGUUGUCAUUUUGGAAAUUGUUUAAUUUUGAAAAGCAAGCAGCAGAAAUCUGCAGCAUCUAGCACAGUGAGUGCUACUUAACUGCCGGCGGGCGCUCCAACUCUGGCACAUACAUUCAUCUAUCUUCUUUCGCGUAUCCAAGGUCGGGUCACGGGGGCCUUAGCAGGGAAGCCCAGACUUCCCUCUCCGGCUACUUGGUCCAGCUCUUUCCGGCGGAUCCCGAGGCAAUCCCAGGCCAGUUGAGAGACAGUCUCUCCAACAUGUUCUGGGUUUUCCCCAAGGCCUUCUACCAGUCGGACUUGCCCUGAACCCAUCCCCAGGGAGGCAUUCGGGAGGCAUUCUGACCAGAUGCCCUAGCCACCUCAUCUGGCUCCUCCAAAUGCGGAGGAGCAGCAGUUCUACUCAGAGUUUCUCCCUGAUAGACAGUGCUUCUCACCUUAUCCCUAAGGGAGAGCCCAGCCACCCUACCGAGAAAACAAAUUUUGGCCGCUUGUACCCACAAUCUUGUCCUUUCUGUCAAUACAAACUGUCGUCUGCAGUGUUGUGGACUCUGCAUCGGUCUGUUGUGAUUGCUCUCAAUUUUCAUCUACGUUCCUACCCUCAGCUAUGGUCAAAUCUGGCCAUGAUGACAUUUUUGCAGAAGAUUCUUAAAAACAGCAGAGCACUCCUGUCAUAUUGAGGAUCUUUGACUAGCGUGUUUGAAAUAGGUCCUUAAUAAAAGCAGAACACUCCUGAUAGUUCACUAAAUGUAAACAUUAUGCUUGUUUUAAUGUAUGACUAUUUUAACCAUUUAGGGAAGUAAAAAACUUUUAUUAUAUAGAAACUAAGAAUACAGUCAAACCUCCGUUUUCAAACACCCCAGUUUUCGUAUGAUUCAGUUUUGGGCAAAAUUUUGCCUCGGUUCUCGUACACUGUCUCGAUUAUAGCUCAAUAUUGAGCAUAACAAACUGUUGUAUUUUACCCAUCACUUGGUUUGUGGUCCAUUGAAGGUGCAGGCUAGUUCCAUGGGUUUUGUCACGGCCGUUGAAGAAUGUGAUUUCAUUCGGUCUUCCUUGCCAGUCUGGUAUUGUUAAACUGAUUAUGUGGAGUUUGAUUUGUGAAAGUGGCACAUAUUCCUCAGUUUCAUGAAGGCUUUGACAACUUCUUUUGGGAGUGAGGUUGUCAGAAUAACGUAGGGGCGCUAGACAAAUGACUGGCGAGGGCUUGUGCUCGCUGUUUUCCAGAAGGGCUUUUUUUUUUCCACCUCCCAGCGCAGCACAAGCACCAGUCCCUUUGGCUGCCUCCCACCGAGAGCCGAGCAUACCUCAUCCACAGCGUUUUUUGGGCGAGUCGGUCUCUUGUGAACAAUUCCUUCACCGGUGCCCAUUGGUGUUCAACCAGUAGCCAGGAACUUACGCGUAGGAUCAAACCCAAGUGGCAUUUAUCCUGAGCUUGCUCACUGACAAGGCAGCAGUCUGGGCCAUAGACAUUGGCAAGGCUAGCCCCGCAAUUCGCUCUUCUCUUCUAUUUUUUAUUGAGAUGAGAAAGGUUUUUGACCAUCCCAUUAGAGGGAUGGAGGCAGGAAGUCGAUUGCUUGAUAUCAAGCCGAAAGGACGCUCGGUGGCUGCAUUUUCAAUUGACUUUAGAUUUUUGGCAGCCAAGAGCGGC